Molecule: messenger RNA, 1819 nt
Organism: Spathaspora passalidarum NRRL Y-27907
Lineage: Eukaryota; Fungi; Ascomycota; Pichiomycetes; Serinales; Debaryomycetaceae
Gene: PUT2
Product: 1-pyrroline-5-carboxylate dehydrogenase
Exons: 1
Coding region: 11-1783 (590 amino acids)
Cellular component (GO): mitochondrial matrix
Molecular function (GO): L-glutamate gamma-semialdehyde dehydrogenase (NAD+) activity
Source: RefSeq, a predicted model, not a curated record
AAAAUAUCCAAUGUUAAGAUCUACCGCUUGUCGUUCCAUUCGUGUGGCUGCUGCCUCCAGAUGCACCACCAAGAUCUUACUUCCUACCAUUACUACUGUAGUCCGCAGAACCGCUUCUACCCACGCGGCACAACUUUCCCACAUCAAAUCACCACCAUUCCUCGCCAAUGAACCAGUGCGUCCCUUCUCAUUCAAAGACACCAAAGACUGGGAUUUACUUCGUGCCUCAUUGACCAAGUUCACUGAUGAAGGUGCAUUAAGCGUCCCCCUUGUCAUCAAUGGUAAGAAGAUCUACCGUGAUGAAACUAAACCACAAGUCAACCCAUCCCACCACUCACAAAACCUUGCCAAUGUUUCUCAAGCCACUGCUGAAGACAUCAAGGCCGCCAUUGAAGCUGCCAAGUCCGCCAAAGCUAAAUGGGCCGCUACUAGUUGGACCGACCGUGCCGCAAUUUUUUUGAAAGCUGCUGAUUUGAUCAGUACCAAAUACAGAUACGAUAUGCUUGCCGCUACUAUGCUUGGACAAGGUAAGAAUGUCUACCAAGCUGAAAUUGAUUGUGUUGCUGAACUAAUUGAUUUCUUCAAAUUCAACGUCAAGUAUGCUGAAGAAAUGUAUGGAACCCAACCAAUUCAAACUGCUCCUGGAGUAUGGAACCGUGCUGAGUACAGACCCCUCGAAGGGUUUGUUUAUGCCGUUACUCCAUUCAAUUUCACCGCUAUCGCCGGUAAUUUGGUGGGUGCCCCUGCAUUAAUGGGUAAUACUGUGGUGUGGAAACCAAGUGCUACCGCUGCCUUGAGUAACUACUUGCUUUUGACUAUUUUGGAAGAAGCCGGAUUGCCUGCUGGUGUCAUCAACUUUAUCCCUGGUGAUCCAAUCCAAGUCACUGAUUUAGUCUUGGAGGAUCCUGAAUUCUCGGCGUUACACUUUACUGGUUCCACCGAUGUCUUUAAGAACUUGUACUGCAAGAUCAGUAACAACGUUGCUGCUGACAAGUACCGUGAUUUCCCAAGAAUUGUCGGUGAAACCGGUGGUAAGAACUUCCACUUGAUCCACCCAUCCGCUUCAAUAAACCACUCUGUGUUGUCUACUUUACGUGGUGCUUUUGAAUAUCAAGGACAAAAAUGCAGUGCCACUUCAAGAGCAUACGUUCCCGAAUCUAUCUGGCCCGAAUUCAAAGAUCAAAUCGCUGCUGCAGUCGACACCAUCACCAUUGGCAACACCUCUGAUCCCUCCCAACUCAAUGCAUUCAUGGGUCCAGUAAUCCAUCAACAAUCAUUUGAUAAAUUAAAAGCCGUUCUCGACAACGCCAAGACUGACCCAGAAUUGGAAAUCAUCACUGGUGGGUCCUAUGACAGCACUAACGGAUACUACGUCCAACCAACUGUGAUCAGAACCACUAAUCCACAGCACGAAUAUUUAACCAAGGAAUUCUUUGGUCCUAUCUUGACCGUUUACGUAUACCCUGACAACUCUUACGAAGAAAUUAUGAACUCAAUUGACGGUGCUACCAAGUACGGAUUAACUGGGUCCGUGUUUGCUCGUGAUCGAGAAGCCAUCAGAUUAGCCGAGGAGAAGUUGAGAUAUGCUGCUGGUAAUUUCUACAUUAAUGAUAAGUCUACUGGUGCUGUUGUGGGACAACAAUGGUUUGGUGGUGCCAGAGCCUCGGGAACUAAUGACAAGGCUGGAAGUGGUAAUAUAUUGUCGAGAUUUGUUAGUGUUAGAAGUGUCAAGGAGAACUUCUACGAAUUGACUGAUUUCAAGUAUCCUUCUAAUUACAAGUAAAAGUGUAUAAGUGUAUAAAAUUGACGUUUUCCAUGG